CCUGAAGAAAUCUAAGGAUUACUCGGGCAUGAUCGGGAGAUGGGCAACAGUCAGAGCAUGGACUUUGAUAUUCGUCACCGAAAACAAGAAAGGCACGGGAAUGCGGACGGAUUGACACGACUGCACCGACCUGAGAAGGUUCCGAAGAAUGAGGAGGUGAUUCCGUGGAACGAACCAAAGAAGGAGAACGGACCUCGAUACGGCCAAGUGGAGAUCCUGUCAAAGGAUACGGGUAACGUGAACGCGGACCAGCGAGCAUCCCGCGUGGCUCGAAAAUCUGGAAUUGCUGACCAUACAAGCUUUAACGUGGAGGGUGAUCUCCUCGGUUUUCUCUUCGGAUCGGUGCGGCCGGGACAUCGCCAGCUAAUCGCUCAAGAACUCAUCGCGCCGAUCGUGCAACUGGAGGACGAUCUCUCUCCUGACAUCGUUUCGCAAAGCGACGACAGCCCCGCUCCGCACAUACUCACGCGAACGUUGGAUCCGUAUCUUCAGUGGAGUGCAUGCUUGGAAGAGCCUGGGGAUGAAGACUCUCUAUCGUCGCGGCUGGAGUAUCUGAAGCCAUACGACAUCAUCAAUCACGCUUUCUAUCCGAAGGCGGAGGAGGUGGUGAUAGAAGAAGAGGAAAGUGACGACAACGAGGAAACAUCGGAAGAGGGAAGCUAUAGCGAGUAUAGCGAGGGCGAGCAGAGCGAAGAAGAAGAAGAAGAAGAAGAAGAAGAAACCGGGUCUGAGUGGGAAGCCUUGUCGGAGGAAGCGACGCGUACUGGCACGGAGGCGAAAGAUCCUGAGGCAGCACGCAAGCGAGAAGAAAUUUCCACCGGGAAACGCCAGCUGGAGUUCGCCAACGGAGCAAGCCUGCGCAUCAGUGACGAUCCAACCAGGGAUCCGGAGCCGCCGAAGCCCGAAGAUGGCGACCCAGCAGCCGCCACCCCAAGCACCUCACGGCGGAGACGGAGCCGAUCCUCCUCCCCCUCCAGCCCCACCCGUCCCCCAGUUCGUCCAUGUACCGAUGCGGGGGAUAGGCCUUCGUCCUCGGACGUUAUCUCGCCGCCCCCUUGAUUACCUCACCCUCGAGCAAAUCCGCACCCCCAUCAC
This is a messenger RNA of Chara braunii, 1095 nucleotides long. The record is from the annotation of a GenBank genome assembly. Lineage: Eukaryota; Viridiplantae; Streptophyta; Charophyceae; Charales; Characeae.